AAUAAUAACUUUUAAAUAGAAAAAAAUAAAAUACCACCACAAGAAAUAAACAGGAGAAUGGUUGUCGCAAAGUCGGAGAGUGACCCUUUGUGGCUUGGAUAUUCCGGUGACGUUGCGGCGGCGGAGUUCUGCUUAUCUGGGAAAAUGGAUAGCAAGGAGGAAAGUGAAAAAUUGAAGAGAUAUGAAGCUGAGUAUGCCAAUUACUUAAAAUCUAAAUAUUUCUCACAUCAAAAUAUUUAUGGAGGUGAGAUUUUUGAAGAGAAGGCAACUAUAGAUGGGAUGACUAUCAGGGCAGGCAGUGAGCCAGGCACAAAAUCUUAUGCUGACCCACUUGCCUUUUGGAAUGAAAAGUUCGGCAACAGAAAGCUUGAAACGGAAACAACUACCAACCUUUCGAAUGGAAAGCACUCUGUUAAGAAGAGUUCAUAACUUUUGUAGGCUAUAUGGUGUAGAACUGCAACUAAUAUUUCUGUAAAUCUGUGCAUGAUUUUAGUCAUGCAUAUUUGACCAUCUUAUUGUACUCGUGAACUUGCAGUUUCUAAUGAUACCCAGGAGAUGUGCUCAACCUUGUGGUGCUAUUGAAUUUACUGGGUGCUGGUUUUCAUAUGCUUCUAAUUCAUGUUACUGUUGAAAUUGCAUUACUGUUUUUGUCUCA
This is a messenger RNA of Erigeron canadensis, 655 nucleotides long. RefSeq lists its product as uncharacterized. The record is from RefSeq and is a predicted model, not a curated record. The transcript has 4 exons. The coding region runs from base 58 to 429 and encodes 123 amino acids. NCBI's taxonomy places the organism in Eukaryota, Viridiplantae, Streptophyta, Magnoliopsida, Asterales, Asteraceae.